UGUUUGAGGUGUUUCUACUUCUGUACUGUUUUACUGUCUUUUUUUUUUUUUUUUUUUUGAGUGCCCAGGGGGUUAUCUGCUUUUUGAUAUGUUACAUGUAUGCAUAGGGAGCGAUUUAUAUGUUGAUAUCAAUCAAUCUAUUGUUCUUGGUGGUUCUCUAGUAGCUUCAUGUUAUAUGGAAGUCAUAGUAGAACGGCUUAAGAGACAGCUUGGUACAAAGUUCAUGAUGAAUAGAAGUUCAUUUCGUUGACCCUAGACUAAGCUACCAAACCUACCCAGAACAAACCUAACAAAGAGA
This is a messenger RNA of Aspergillus ruber CBS 135680, 298 nucleotides long. RefSeq lists its product as uncharacterized. The transcript has a single exon. The record is from RefSeq and is a predicted model, not a curated record. The coding region runs from base 89 to 250 and encodes 53 amino acids. NCBI's taxonomy places the organism in Eukaryota, Fungi, Ascomycota, Eurotiomycetes, Eurotiales, Aspergillaceae.